UGAACCACACACCUGGAGAAGGCAACACACCUGGGCAACCCUAGUCCCACCCAACACCCAUCAUGAGGGAAGCUGAUCAAAUCCUGGUUGAUUGACUUACUUGUUAAAGCAGGGAACCCACCUCUUUCUUCAGACACAAUGAGAUCAGGUUGCCACCAUGUCUGUGUCACACAGUUCCAAGCUGAACAAGUCGGUCAGGGACCAGUACAUGAAGCUGCCCCUGGGGGACAAGGUGCUGGUCACAUACAUCUGGAUCGAUGGAUCUGGCGAAGGCCUUCGCUGUAAAACCAGAACCCUGAGCAAGGAGCCAAAGAGCGUUGAAGAUCUCCCAGAAUGGAACUUCGAUGGAUCCAGCACAGGCCAGUCCGAAGGCUCCAACAGCGACAUGUUCUUGAUCCCCGUUAAGAUAUUCAGAGACCCUUUUACCCUUGAUCCCAAUAAGCUUGUCUUAUGUGAGGUUCUGAAAUACAACCGGAAGCGAGCAGAAACCAAUUUGAGGAGCAGCUGCAAGAUAGUCAUGGACAUGGUCAAAGACAGCCAGCCUUGGUUUGGGAUGGAGCAAGAAUACACUUUGCUGGGUGUCGAUGGGCACCCAUACGGCUGGCCCACGAAUGGGUUUCCAGGACCACAAGGACCUUAUUACUGUGGGGUUGGGGCCAACAAGGUGUACGGGCGUGACAUAGUGGAGACCCAUUACAGGGCCUGCAUUUAUGCUGGUGUGGAGAUCUGUGGCACCAACGCUGAAGUCAUGCCUUCUCAGUGGGAAUUCCAGGUGGGGCCUUGCGAAGGUAUUGAGAUGGGUGACCACCUGUGGAUGGCGAGGUACAUUUUGCAUCGGGUCUGCGAAGAUUUUGGGGUAAUCGCCACCUUGGAUCCAAAACCGAUAACCGGCAACUGGAAUGGCGCUGGGUGCCACACCAAUGUCAGCACGAAAGAAACAAGGCAGAAAGGGGGUAUCAAGUUCAUUGAAGCUGCCAUAGACAAGCUGAGCAAACGCCACAAGUACCACAUCCGCAUGUAUGACCCUCGCGGGGGCCAGGACAACUCCCGGAGGCUGACGGGCCAACAUGAGACCUCCAGCAUCUUCGAGUUCUCGGCCGGGAUUGCCAACCGUGGGGCCAGCAUCAGGAUCCCCCGCCAAGUUGGCCAGGAUGGGUGCGGGUACUUUGAGGACCGCCGCCCCUCUGCCAACUGCGACCCGUAUGCCGUAACAGAGGCCAUUGUGAGGACUGUCCUCCUCAAUGAGACAGGGGACGAGCCCAUGGUUUAUAACAACGAGGAGCGGUUGCAGAGGGCGGCCGCCAAAGACUAAGCCUCCGUGGCCCCC
Molecule: messenger RNA, 1327 nt
Organism: Lacerta agilis (Sand lizard)
Lineage: Eukaryota; Metazoa; Chordata; Lepidosauria; Squamata; Lacertidae
Product: glutamine synthetase-like
Exons: 7
Coding region: 158-1312 (384 amino acids)
Cellular component (GO): cytoplasm
Molecular function (GO): glutamine synthetase activity
Source: RefSeq, a predicted model, not a curated record